UUCUCCUCAUUCGUUCACGCAGAGGGAGAGAGAGCCCCCGUUCGAUUUUAGUCGAUCUCUGUCGCUAUGAUCCGUCAAUCGUCGUCGUGCCUUCGGCUUUUGAAGAGGGGAGGAUCCCUCCUCUCUGCGAAUCGAUCUCGCUUCAUCUCGUCGGCGGCGGCGGAUGUGCCGGCCACCGCAACGGAAAAUUCCACCUUCAUCGAGGCGUGGAAGAAGGUUGUCCCCAACAUCGACCCACCAAAGACUCCGCUCUCUUUCAUGACCCCACGACCGCCCGUUCCUUCCUCCAUCCCUUCCAAGCUUACCGUCAAUUUCGUGCUUCCUUACCUGUCGGAGCUGUCGGCUAAAGAGGUUGAUAUGGUCAUAAUCCCAGCUACAACUGGGCAGAUGGGUGUCCUUCCUGGGCAUGUGGCAACCAUUGCAGAGCUCAAGCCUGGAGUCCUCUCUGUUCAUGAGGGGAAUGAUGUAAAGAAAUACUUCAUUAGUAGUGGUUUUGCAUUCAUCCAUGCCAACUCCUUUGCUGAUAUAGUUGCAGUAGAAGCGGUGCCAAUUGACCACAUUGAUUCAAGUCUGGUUCAGAAGGGUUUGGCAGAUUUUCAACAAAAGCUGAAUACAGCAUCAACUGAGCUAGAGAAGGCAGAAGCACAAAUUGGCAUAGAUGUUCACAGUGCCCUAAAUGCUGCCCUUACUGGUUAGCCGUGCCCGUUUUUCUCCCUAGCUCUUUGAACUCUUACCUGCCAAAACAACUAGUUCAUCUUUUUUGCUUGAUGUGUCAUUCCUUUUUAAGCUUAAGAAUUCUGCUGCCUUCUCCCUGUUGAAUAAUUGUUUGGGAAUAAGAAAAAAACUCACAUUUUGUA
Nymphaea colorata (pocket water lily) is the source of this 857-nucleotide messenger RNA. RefSeq names its product ATP synthase subunit delta', mitochondrial-like. The record is from RefSeq and is a predicted model, not a curated record. Gene Ontology annotation, biological process: proton motive force-driven ATP synthesis. The transcript is spliced from 2 exons. Gene Ontology annotation, molecular function: proton-transporting ATP synthase activity, rotational mechanism. NCBI's taxonomy places the organism in Eukaryota, Viridiplantae, Streptophyta, Magnoliopsida, Nymphaeales, Nymphaeaceae. The coding region runs from base 67 to 696 and encodes 209 amino acids.